AUGCUCUUGACUUUGCCCUGUCCGCGGACCAGUCGUUUGUCUCGCUUUAGUUCGGAUAGCACAGAUUGGCAACUGGGAUCCGGGAACAAGCCCAAUCUAGAACAUGCAUUUGCGGCAAAGUGUAGCGUUGCAUCCGCCAAUCCAGCGCCAUCCAAUCGGCGAUGGUGUUUUCUCACUCGGCGCUUGUCAAACUACUAUGAGCAUCGUCAACCAUCCCUGGCAUGCGAAAUGGCCCCAUCUCCCUCCCUCACGUUGGCUUUGAGUCGCCGUCCAAAUUCUGUUCCGACUGAUCCAUUCCCAGACUCCGUUCCCUACCUGGAGCGUUAUCGUGUCUACAGACAGCCAAUCCUUCUGAGUGAUUGUGUCCUAGAGAACAUAGCCGACGGGGAAGUCCGAUUUCCCUCCUUGAGACGUACACUCUCCUCUAUGCUUGCGGAUCCUGGCUUCCGCGAACUAGUCUCGCUACCGCUAUCGGCAACCGUGUUGCAAGGUUUAGCCCGUGCAGGUUACACCUGUGUGAACGAGGUGAUUGAUCUCGAUCCAGACAGAUUAGUUUCGAGUAAGUUUACUAAGGGAACAAUUUUUCGCGCUUAUUUUGUUGCUCUUCUGUAUACCAAUCAGUUUUAUCUCCCUCCUUCUAUCUGGGUCACUAAAUUUUGCUAG
This is a messenger RNA of Echinostoma caproni, 663 nucleotides long. NCBI's taxonomy places the organism in Eukaryota, Metazoa, Platyhelminthes, Trematoda, Plagiorchiida, Echinostomatidae. The record is from the annotation of a GenBank genome assembly.